This is a messenger RNA of Lutzomyia longipalpis, 1548 nucleotides long. It is a transcript of the gene Cdc37, whose product is annotated as hsp90 co-chaperone Cdc37. Gene Ontology annotation, molecular function: protein-folding chaperone binding; heat shock protein binding; protein kinase binding. The coding region runs from base 215 to 1315 and encodes 366 amino acids. The record is from RefSeq and is a predicted model, not a curated record. The transcript has 3 exons. Gene Ontology annotation, biological process: protein stabilization; protein folding. NCBI's taxonomy places the organism in Eukaryota, Metazoa, Arthropoda, Insecta, Diptera, Psychodidae. Gene Ontology annotation, cellular component: cytoplasm.
CUUUGUGAUAUGCAGCGCCCUCAUUUCCCCAUAAUGGUGGUGGUUUCUAGAAACUCCUUCAGAGUGUCCAAGGGGCACGUCUGUCACUCGCACUCAAGAAGUUUCGCGAAAAAGGUAAAUAAACGACGAUAAAAUCUGUUGAUCAAAUUAUUCCAUUAAUUGCGUCUAAAAUUGUGGUUAUUUUGUAAAAAUCGUGUGUAAAAAAAGUCUAAAAAUGGUGGAUUACAGCAAAUGGAAGGAUAUUGAGAUUUCCGACGAUGAGGAUGACACUCAUCCCAACAUUGACACCCCAUCGCUAUUCCGGUGGCGCCACAAGGCCCGAGUUGAGCGUAUGGAGGAGGCACAGAAGGAGAAGGAGGCUUUCGAGGCGAAAAAGAAGGAAACCGAACAGAAGAUGAAGGAGCUUCAGACAAAGUUAACUGAAAUGUCAGAUGAGGAGAAGGCUGAGGAAGUGAAGCGUGAACUUGACAGGAUUGAAGCAGAGAAAAAGGCAUUGCAGGAGAAGGAGCAGGAGCUGAGGAAGAAGGAACGUCAAACUCCGUGGAAUGUGGACACAAUCAGUAAGCCAGGCUUUGCAAAGACAGUCAUCAAUACGAAACCAACGCGUCCCAAGGAGGAGGAACUCACGGAGGAGGAGCGCGAGCAGCGAAUGAAGGAUUUCGUGAAGCAGAAUGAGAAGUUGCUGAAAAAGUUCGGGAUGCUUCGCAAGUAUGAUGAUUCGAAGAAGUUCUUGGCUGAAAAUCAGGCACUAGUGUGCGAAAAUACGGCCAACUAUCUCGUGAUUUGGUGCAUUAAUCUGGAGAUGGAGGAAAAGAAGGAGCUGAUGGCACAUGUGGCGCAUCAGUGCAUCUGUAUGCAGUACAUUCUGGAGCUUUCGAAGCAACUGGACGUAGAUCCGCGCGCAUGUGUCAGCAUGUUCUUCUCGCGCAUUCAAGUGGCCGAUGUGGAGUACAAGAGGCAGUUUGAGGAUGAGGUGGAGUCCUUCAAGGAGCGCAUCCGGAAGCGUGCUGCUGAGAAACUUGCGGCUGCUGCUGCUGAAGCUGAAGAGGAGGAACGACUGGCACGCCUUGGACCCGGUGGUCUCGAUCCCGAGGAAGUUAUCAACUCUCUACCAGAGGAACUCCAAAAGUGCUUCGAAUCGCGUGAUGUGAAGAUGCUGCAGGAGACAAUUGCCAAAAUGGAUCCCGAAGAAGCCAAAUAUCACAUGAAGAGAUGCGUUGAUUCGGGUCUUUGGGUUCCAGAAGCCAACAAAGAAGCCUCCGAGGAUGAAGGAGUGGAAAUCUCUCAGGAUACCUCCACUGAUGAUGUUGAUUAAUCUCCCGUCCCCCAAAUUUUUCUUCCAAUAUCCAAUUCUCCAAUAUCCUUAAAAUUAUCCAGAAUAAAUACUUUUCAAAAUCCCUGAUCAAUUGAGAUUUUCAUUCACAGCCUUUGCAGCUCUCAAUGCUACUGAAACUGUUUUUUUUUUCAUUUUUAUUGUAUCAUUAGAAUUUGUAGCCAUUAGAUAUUUUUUUGGAAUAUAAAUAAUAAAAAUAAUACAUCUAUAAAAAA